UAUAAUCCUAAAUUUGUAUUCUCCGCAGACAAAAUUGCUAUAUAUAUACACACACACAGAACACGCCUUCUUCCAGCGCAAAUCCAGCACUUUUUUUUUUCUUCUGCGAUCGCAAUCGGCUCUAUUUCUCUAUCUUCGUCUUCUCCAGAGCAAUUUGUGUUGAUUUCUAGGGUUAGGGUUUCCUGGAGAUGGGCCAACAGUCUCUGAUCUACAGCUUCGUCGCCCGAGGGACGGUGAUCCUCGCCGAGUACACCGAGUUCACCGGAAAUUUCACGAGCAUCGCUUCCCAAUGCCUCCAGAAGCUCCCGGCUUCCAACAACAAGUUCACCUACAAUUGCGAUGGCCAUACUUUCAAUUACCUCGUCGAAAACGGAUUCACCUAUUGUGUAGUUGCAGUAGAAUCUGUUGGUAGACAAGUUCCCAUUGCCUUCUUGGAGAGAGUUAAGGAAGAUUUCAACAAAAGAUAUGGUGGAGGAAAAGCGGCAACUGCUGUAGCACACGGCCUUAACAAGGAGUUUGGGUCCAAAUUGAAGGAGCACAUGCAAUAUUGUGUGGAUCAUCCUGAAGAGAUUAGCAAGCUUGCAAAAGUGAAGGCUCAAGUAUCUGAAGUCAAGGGUGUUAUGAUGGAAAACAUAGAGAAGGUUCUUGACCGUGGUGAGAAGAUUGAGUUGUUGGUGGACAAGACCGAGAAUCUUCAUUCCCAGGCUCAAGAUUUCAGACAACAGGGUACUAAGAUGAGAAGGAAGAUGUGGCUCCAGAACAUGAAGAUAAAAUUGAUCGUUUUGGGAAUAAUCAUUGCCUUGAUUCUCAUCAUUGUUUUGUCUGUUUGUCAUGGUUUCAACUGUUAAAUUGCAUAGAGCUAUCCCAUGCAUACUUGUGUGUUGUCACACUGCACUUGAAGUCUUCGGGCUUCCGCUCCGCCGCCCUGGAAUCUCUUUCGAGAGGUCUUUGCCUUUUAGGUUAUAGCCGUUCCCUACUGAUAGCCAUCUAGGAUGUGUGAAGUUUGUAUUUUGGAUUGGUUGUAUAGUUACCCUGGUUUACUUUCUCUCGGCAGAUUAUGUGCUGUGUAUUGAAUGUUUUGUCGAAGAUGUCAUGUAACUGAGGAAUAUUUUGGACCAUUGCAAUGUUCUUUUGAAAUGCUAAUGUUUAUCCAGUUGUUUUCUUCUGCGAC
Molecule: messenger RNA, 1171 nt
Organism: Morus notabilis
Lineage: Eukaryota; Viridiplantae; Streptophyta; Magnoliopsida; Rosales; Moraceae
Product: vesicle-associated membrane protein 721
Exons: 5
Coding region: 189-848 (219 amino acids)
Biological process (GO): vesicle-mediated transport
Cellular component (GO): membrane
Source: RefSeq, a predicted model, not a curated record